Pteronotus mesoamericanus is the source of this 6765-nucleotide messenger RNA. RefSeq names its product SEL1L adaptor subunit of SYVN1 ubiquitin ligase (gene SEL1L). The record is from RefSeq and is a predicted model, not a curated record. Lineage: Eukaryota; Metazoa; Chordata; Mammalia; Chiroptera; Mormoopidae. The coding region runs from base 159 to 2543 and encodes 794 amino acids. Gene Ontology annotation, cellular component: endoplasmic reticulum membrane. Gene Ontology annotation, biological process: ERAD pathway. Gene Ontology annotation, molecular function: protein binding. The transcript is spliced from 21 exons.
GGCGGGGAUAGGCUGCGCUCUAGGGCAGGGAGGCCUGGGAAGGGGCGGAGGAAGGAGACUAGAGCAGGAAGAGCAACGGUUAGGCGGUGGCGGCGGAGUCGGUGGUGGCAGAGGCGAAAGCGACAGCUCCAGGCGGUGGCAGCGGCCCCGAGAGCAGGAUGCGGGUCCGCGUCGGGCUGACGCUGCUGCUCUGUGCGGUGCUGCUAGGCACGGCCUCGGCGGCCUCGGAUGAAGAAGGCAGCCAGGAUGAAUCCUUAGAUUCCAAGACUUCUUUGCCACCAGAUGAGUCAGUAAAGGACCACAGCACAGGAGGCAGAGUAGUGGCUGGUCAGAUAUUUCUUGAUUCAGAAGAAUCAGAAUUGGAAUCACCUAUUCAAGAGGAGGAAGAGAGCCUCAGGAGCCAAGAAGGGGAAAGCGUCACAGAAGAAAGCAGCUUUCUAGAACCUUCAAAUCCAGAAAACAAGGAUUAUGAAGAACCGACAAAAGUACGGAAACCAGCUUUGACCGCCAUUGAAGGCACAGCCCAUGGGGAGCCCUGCCACUUCCCUUUUCUUUUCCUCGAUAAAGAGUAUGAUGAGUGUACCUCAGAUGGGAGGGACGACGGCCGACUGUGGUGUGCCACAACCUAUGACUACAAGGCAGAUGAAAAGUGGGGCUUUUGUGAGACUGAAGAAGAGGCUGCUAAAAGACGGCAAAUGCAGGAAGCAGAAAUGAUGUACCAGGCUGGGAUGAAGAUCCUCAAUGGAAGCAAUAAGAAAAGCCAGAAAAGAGAAGCAUAUCGGUAUCUUCAGAAGGCAGCAAGCAUGAACCAUACCAAGGCCCUGGAGAGAGUGUCAUAUGCCCUUUUGUUUGGUGACUACCUGACACAGAACAUCCAGGCAGCCAGAGAGAUGUUUGAGAAGCUGACGGAGGAAGGCUCUCCCAAGGGACAGACUGCUCUUGGCUUUCUCUAUGCCUCUGGACUUGGUGUUAAUUCAAGUCAGGCAAAGGCUCUUGUAUAUUACACUUUUGGAGCUCUUGGGGGCAACCUAAUAGCCCACAUGAUUUUGGGCUACCGCUACUGGGCUGGCAUCGGAGUCCUCCAGAGCUGCGAAUCCGCGCUGACUCAUUAUCGUCUUGUUGCCAAUCAUGUUGCUAGUGAUAUCUCGCUGACCGGAGGCUCAGUGGUGCAGAGAAUACGGCUCCCUGACGAGGUGGAGAAUCCAGGAAUGAACAGUGGAAUGCUAGAAGAGGAUUUGAUUCAGUAUUACCAGUUCCUAGCCGAAAAAGGUGAUGUACAAGCACAGGUCGGUCUGGGACAACUGCACCUGCAUGGGGGGCGUGGAGUAGAACAGAAUCAUCAGAGAGCAUUUGACUACUUCAAUUUAGCAGCGAAUGCUGGCAAUUCACAUGCUAUGGCCUUCUUAGGAAAGAUGUAUUCCGAGGGGAGUGACAUCGUACCUCAGAGCAAUGAGACCGCUCUCCACUACUUCAAGAAAGCUGCUGACAUGGGCAACCCAGUUGGACAGAGCGGGCUUGGAAUGGCUUACCUCUACGGAAGAGGAGUCCAAGUUAAUUAUGAUCUGGCACUGAAGUAUUUUCAGAAAGCUGCUGAACAAGGAUGGGUUGAUGGACAACUACAGCUUGGCUCUAUGUACUAUAAUGGCAUUGGAGUCAAGAGGGAUUACAAACAGGCCUUGAAGUAUUUUAAUUUAGCUUCUCAGGGAGGCCAUAUCUUGGCUUUCUACAACCUAGCCCAGAUGCAUGCCAGUGGCACCGGUGUGAUGCGAUCGUGUCACAAUGCUGUGGAGUUGUUUAAGAAUGUCUGUGAGCGGGGCCGUUGGUCCGAGAGGCUUAUGACUGCCUACAACAGCUAUAAAGACGGUGACUACAACGCCGCAGUGAUCCAGUACCUCCUGCUGGCUGAGCAAGGCUACGAAGUGGCACAGAGCAACGCGGCCUUCAUUCUCGACCAGAGGGAAGCAACCAUUGUAGGCGAGAAUGAAACAUACCCCAGAGCUUUGCUACACUGGAACAGGGCCGCUUCUCAAGGUUAUACCGUGGCUAGGAUUAAGCUUGGAGACUACCAUUUCUAUGGGUUUGGCACCGACGUAGAUUACGAAACUGCGUUUAUCCAUUAUCGUCUAGCGUCUGAGCAACAGCACAGUGCACAAGCUAUGUUUAACCUGGGAUACAUGCACGAGAAAGGACUGGGCAUUAAACAGGAUAUUCAUCUUGCAAAACGUUUUUAUGACAUGGCAGCCGAAGCCAGCCCAGAUGCUCAGGUCCCAGUCUUCCUAGCGCUCUGCAAACUGGGUGUCGUCUAUUUCUUGCAGUACAUACGGGAAACAAAUAUUCGGGAUAUAUUCACCCAACUUGAUAUGGACCAGCUUCUGGGGCCGGAGUGGGACCUUUACCUCAUGACUAUCAUCGCGCUGCUGUUGGGAACAGUCAUAGCUUACCGGCAGAGGCAGCACCAAGACGGGCCUGGGCCUAGGCCGCCAGGGCCACGGCCAGCGCCACCGCAGCAGGAAGGGCCGCCAGAGCAACAGCCGCCACAGUAACAGCCGCCAUGUCCAGCCUUGUUGGCAUUUGAUUUGGGACUUUGGAUCAAUGGCCACCUCCUGGAAGAGGCACGAGGAAGCAUUGAAUUCCUAAAGCUGCUUAGAAUCUGAUGCCUUUAUUUUCAGGGAUAAGUAACUCUUACCUAAACUGAGUUGAAUGUUUCAAUGCCGUUUGGAAUAACAACUCUCAGUGGCUCUCCUUUUUUUUUUUUUUUUUUUUCCUGGAAACAUGUGAGACACUCAAAGUAAUGUCUGCUGUAUCCAGCUAUCUUUCUUGGGUCCUUUCAGUCACUCUCAGUGUCUGUAAGUUCUCUGAUCAGCCUUCUUUAAGGACGUUGUGCAUCGACACUAAAAACUGAUCUGUGUGAAAAGGAAACCCCAGUUAGUUGCAAGUUUAACCUUAACAUGUUUGAAAAGCCUGAAAAUAGAACUUGCCUCUUAAGUUAAAAAAAAAAGUCUUCAAAGUGUAUCAGAACGCCCAUAACAAACGUUUACCAAUCCAUAUGCAAGUAUACAUAUUCAGCACCUUUUGUUAUUUCAAAAGGAAAGGAAGGAGAGUGUUGGCGAUUGUCAUGGUUUAUACCAUACUUCUCUCCUUCAGAGACAGAAAGGCUUGUUAAAGAGUUGUAUGUGAACUUCUUUUCUUUGGAAUGGAACACAUAUAAAACAUUGUGAACUGACUCCUUGAGCUAACAAGUGCAUUUGCCCCACCUGCUUAAUGUAAUUUGUUUGUUUUGACUAUGCAGAGCCUUGAUCUGGAAGCCAGAGGAUGGACUAUGUGGGAGAAAUUAGAAAACAAUAUUAUAGAACCCUGCGUGGGGUACCAAGAUCAUAGAGGUACUUUCCCAAAAGUUCAAACAUUUGUUACCAGAAUUUAGUUUGCAUUUCUUUUUUGCAAAAGAACAGAUCACCCUCCUGAGUUUUUUAGUACGAAAUACCAUGGCCAAGAUAUGACAUACAGUGCCUACCAUUAUAAUACUAAAACUGAGACAGAGAAUCUAAGAUGUAUGGAGCUCUGUGGUUGAGGAAAGCCAAAGCCUGUUUAUACUGUUCAGGUAGAUUUUUUUUUUUCCUGCAGUUUUAUGUUACAGUAGAAAGGCAGCCAUUUGUUUAGCUGUCCUAUUCACCACCCUCCCACUGCGAACAUUUUGAGAGUUGUCUGAGUAAACUGUAUGAAAAACAACAAUGAAAAAAAGCUCGAGAACAUCACAUAUUAUACAAAUGACAGAAUUAAAUAGGAACUUAUAUUUCUUUUCAUUGUCUUAUGGUGGUAUUCACCAGCCUGUAGUUAGUCUGAGACUACAUUUGUGUGAGCAGGGCUGUCUUGGCCUGUUGACUGCAGUCUGUUUAAAUUAACCUUACUCUCUUUCCAUAAGCCCUGGUCUGCCAGAGAACUUGAAGAGUUUAUUACCUAUAGAGUUGUAAGACUCUGGUUCUUGAAGUUGGGGUUAUAUUAAGAACUAGAUUUAAUUAGUCUGUAAUGAACAUGAAGGCUUUAAAUGUGAAGUUGUCUGCUUUUGUUGUUUAGAGUAUUAUGAGAAACCUGGUAAGCAAACUUUCCUCCCAGAUAAUUGCUUCCAAAUUUGAAGAGGUGGUCAUAGAGAGAGCCCUAUGUUUAAAAGCACAUCUGAAAGGUAGGAAAUAUUACCCUCAAUAACUAUAAUGCCGUUUGGGGCAGCUCUUGUAAAUACUACGGCUCGUUUGCUCUCUCACAAGAGAGCUCGGAGUGUAGCUGAUGGCUCUGUGGGUGUCCUCACCGCCUCUUCCCCCCCCCCUUUCAGAGUCAGCAUGGCCCUUGGUAGCAGUCAUGCUGCAUUCUGGAGGAACUGUUUUCAUUGAUUGAAAGUUAAAGAUUUCCAAGAUGACUAAACUUUCAUUGUUUCCCCUCUACCGUCCACCUAAUUUCUCCUUUAGCAGAAUUUUUCUCUCUCUUUACUUCCUUCCGUCAAUACUUUGAAAAAACAUGUCAUAUAACAGUGUGCACUACUACCAAAACCUGGAUGGGAGAGGGUGGUCGUGUUCUUCAUGCAAUAACACACUUCCUAUCGGUUAACCACUUGCCCCGUCCUUUUUAUUAUUCAUAUUCCAAAUGUCCGUUUCCUGGCUUUUUUCCACUUCCUGUUUUACCCUGGGUCUUUGCUACUGGAAAUUUGAACGGUAUAUUUAAGAUAGCUUAGUUUUAUGGCUUCAUGACACCAAUCCUAUGAUUGUCUCAAAAUACUCUGCUGCCACCCUGGUUGGAUGGCUCAUUUGGUUGGAGCAUUGUCCCACACACCAAAAGGUGGUGGGUUCAAUCUCCCGGUCAGGGCACAUACCUAGGCAGCUUCAUUCCCCGGUUGGGGCAUGUUCAGGAGACAACCAAUCGAUGUUUCUUGUUCCUCUCAAAUCAGUGUGCUCUCUCUCCCUCUCUCUACCCCCCCUUCCCUUUCUGUCCUUCCUUCCCGGCCUACUCUCUUUCUCUCUAAAAAUUCAAUAAGCAUAUCCUCAGGUGAGGAUCAAAAAAAAAAAAACUCUCUUUUCAUGAUACCUAAAUAAAUAAGGACUGGGUUUGAUGUUUCUCCUAAAAUAAUGUUCAAUACUUAACCUAAUCAAAUGGCAUCCAUUUGAGUAAAAUGACAGUAACUAAAGCUAGUUAAUGUCAGUGACAUUAAACUAACUCCAGGAUUCAGGAGUUUUAAUGUUAGCUUUUAGAGGUAGCAGAUAGCGUGCAGCAGCAUCUCUCCAUGGUAGCCGGUCUCCCCUGUCCGUCCGCUAGUCUGCCUGCCUGCCCUCAUAGGUGACAACAGUAGUAGCUCUCUACUUAGGUGAUACUCAUGCAUUUGGUUGUUGUUUAGUCAGCUGUUUCAGAGUCUUUUUGCUUCCAUUUGAUGUUGCAAAGGUAGCAGUGAUGUUUGUUUUUUGCCUCUUUGUGUUUGAUGUUGAUUCUGUUUUCUGAAUGAGGCUUAUCUUAUUUUUGGUUAAUAGUCAAAGGCACAGAGGAAGUAAUACAAAACUCCUUUUUUGAAGUUCAUUAUUUAACACUUAAAUGAGAUAAACUUGUAUUAAUCGUAAUACUCUUGACGAUGUGUUACCCUUGUGCACAUGAGGUUGAUGUAAAAGAGCUUUAUCUCUGUAUCGUUGGGAAGUUUUCGAAACUUUUACUUGUGAUCUGGUGAUGAUUGGAUGCUUUAUUUAAUUAAAGAGCUGCUCUUGCCUCCAAGAAAGUAAAGAUUUUUUUUUCUUUUUUCUUUUUUUUUCUUUUUGCUUUUUCCGUCCUUUGCCCCUCAUGUUUGUUCUUCAAACCAGUACUUUGGACAAAUGCAUGCAAGCCUAUAAAGGAAGACCACAACUCUUCUUUGUGUGUGUAGCACUUAUAUUAUUGUCUGGCUACAUCUGCAGAACACUUCCUUUACAGAGGUUUGGACUAACAUUUCACAUGCACAUUUCAAAAUAAAAUGCUUCCGAUAAAACAAACCCUUUAGCUGCCAAGAAGAGCAACAUGGGCUACAUUUGGCCCAAUGACAUCUAGUAUUUGUUUUGAAAGUGAAUUUAAUAUAUGUUGCAUAAUAUUAUGACUAGAGAUGUGCAAGAAAUAAAGUAAAAGAAACUUCUAUUUUCAUGAAGAUAUUUUUUAUCAGUCUGUGCUCUCAAAUAUAAAUGAAAUUACAAAAUUUCUGAAUACCAUAUUGUCUUGAGACACUACCUGAUUUUUAAUGUGUAGUAGUCGUUGAAGCUAAAUUUCUCCUUCCACUUGGUAUUUCAAGAAAAUUUAAAAUGUUGCAAGUAGAAAAGAUUUAUAUUUUAAUGUGACAAUUUGCACAAGUGAAAAAUCUGGAUGUUGCGUGCGUGAGAAGGCUGUCUUGGUUAUACGCAAGGAGUCAUCUCAUGUGCGCUGUUUUUCCUAUUUGGAAUGACAAGCAAGCUAACACUCUUCUCUUUGAUUUAAAAAAGAAAUCAGUGUUGAUACGAUCAAGGUAUAACCACUAUCAAUAUUUUGAAGUUUUAAAAGACUGUAAGCUGGCAUUGGAAGGAACACCAUGGUAGACUUUUUUUUGUAAAUUUAUUUUGUAUUUAAUUAAAUACAGUAUAAAGGCUGGUGAAGUGUAAUAUAAUUGUGUAAACAAAUCCUGUUAAUAGAGAGAUGUACAGAUUUGUUUUGUACUGUAUCUUGAAACUUGUGAAAUAAAGAUUCCACCUCUGGUUAUCUUGUAUGCUAUAAUGUACCAUGACCAAGUACCUUUUU